Diversispora eburnea is the source of this 3645-nucleotide messenger RNA. Lineage: Eukaryota; Fungi; Glomeromycota; Glomeromycetes; Diversisporales; Diversisporaceae. The record is from the annotation of a GenBank genome assembly.
AUGUCAAGACUUCCUAAACAUUCUCAAGUAUCUACUUCGGGUCUUCCUGCUCCACAGAGCAAAAGACGUACUUCCAGUGCCGCCCAAAAAGUUAUUUUAACACCUGAACAAGAGGCUUUAUUACAAGAGGCAUUAGUAAAAUAUCAUCCAGAUAUGGCUACCCCGGCUACUUCUAAUACGCAAACGAAUAUAAGUCCACCCAGAAAGUCCGGAAUGACCUUCUCCAGGAUGGUUAAGCCGUCUCUUAAGUCCACGAUGGAAUCACCUACUACUAAUACAUCCGAUGGUCGAAUUACCUCACCAAACUCUAAUCCCUCCUCUCCUCCUUCCCACAUCUCAAAUUCUUCACCUAAACUCCAGCGACUAUCACAAAUAAUUUCUCCCCCCUUACGUGCCGCUUCACCCUCCCUUUCUCGAUUUUCCGUAGGUGAACGUGUAUCUGUGGACUCAAUUAAUAUCACAGGGACUCUCAAAUUUAUGGGUCUUAUUGAUAUUAAACCGGGAAUCUGGGCAGGUGUUGAAGUAGACAUUCCUGGUACAGGAAAAAAUAACGGAGACAUCAAUGGUGUUUCAUAUUUCACAUGCGCUCCCAAGUCUGGUAUUUUCAUUCUGGCAUCUAAACUUUCAAAGCCAAUAGCCACGGAAUCGAGCCAAAGUAAGGCUGCGCCUCCCGUCUCAGCCCCAUCAACUAAUGCGCUUAAUGCCGCGGCGGCCGCGUCCCGAAUCACAGAGGGUUCGUUAGCAUCAAAGUAUGUUGGUGUCACGGCUUCGCAGCUUAAGCAAAGAACGUUGGUAAAACCUGCCAAAAUAAUCACCUCCCCAACGAUUCUAAAUCCUAAUAAACAGAAUCGUAGAUUGGCUCGCCCCGAUUCAAAUAUCAAUCCUCCACAACGUCAAUUAAGAAGUGAUUCAUUAUCUUCAAAUGGAUCCUCCGCUUCGAAUCCUUCGACAUUUUAUAAUAGAACGGGUAUACACCGUUCCCGAUCAUCAACGCCAAAUCUACCACCAAGGUCACUGACGCCUUCCGACAAUGAAACUUCAAACUCAUCAAUUUAUAGAAAAACUGGUGUACCACGUUCUAGAUCACCAACACCCAAUCCACAACCUAGAUCAUUAACACCUUCUGAUACUGAAACUUCAGUAUCUACUCCAACAGCUCAUGGGGAAAUGGUAAAUAGUUCACUACAAACGAAAAUCCAAAAUAUACUAAACAAUUCCGGAUCUACUGAAGGAAUUCCGCCAAAUCUUAUAGAAAUGCAAGCCCUUCGUAUUCAGGAAUUACAAAAAAAGAUUGAAGUUUUGGAAGCUGAAAAUAAACUUAAUAACCAAAAAGCUAUCGGUCUUUCCGAAGCUACCGAGAAAUGGGAAGCAGAAAAAGAAUCAAUAGAGAAAUCUUCUAAUGAAAAGAUAGCUCUGUUGAAUAAACAAAUAGAACAAUUGACUUCUCAGGUGGAAGACUCGAAGGUAACCAUUGAGCAAUCACAAAAAACCAUUGAGGAUAAGUUGGCUGAAAUAAGUGAAUUAAAUGAAAAGUUGAAAGAAACUCAAAAGAAUUUUGAUCAAAUAAAGAAAGAGUUGGAUGAAACUAAUGAGAGUGUUUCCGAACUCAGGAAUGCGGGUAAAGAGGCAAUCCAAAUUUAUGAAACGAAAGUGUCAACUCUUGAAAAGCAAAAUGAAAGUUUAAAAAAGGCUGGAAGGUCUUCACUUUCCUUAGUAGAAGAAUCAAAUUCUAAACUUCGACAACGAGAUUCAAUAAUUAAGAUGUUGCGAAAAGACAAAGAUGAAUUAAUUGCAGCUGGAUCUGAAGCUAUUGUUGUAUAUGAGAAAAUGCUUGAAAAACAAGAAUCCGAAGCAAAAGCUACAUUACAUAAACAAGAAGAAAUUUAUGAGAAUCUAUCGAAAGAAAAAACAAGUACUCAACAAUUGUAUGAAGAAGCUGAAAAGAAACUUAAAGUUGUCGAUGAACAGUUAAAAGCCAAAGAUAGAGCAAUAAAAGGUCUCGGCGAAGAGUUAGCAGGUAUGCAAUUCGGAGUGGAGGAGUUAAUGCGAAAUGAUGCACAUUCGCGUGAACGUAUUAGUCAAUUAGAAGAGGAAAUUCGAGAAUCGAAUGUCUUUAUUUCUAGACAGAAAGAAGAAAUCAGUGCACUUAAAACAAAUUUAAGUAAUCUUAUGUCUAACACGGAUGAAACCGAAUUUGAAAAGGUCAAAAAUGUUUAUGAAAGUGAUAUUAACCGAUUGGAAAGUGAGAAAGAAGCAUUACAAAAAUCAUUGUCUGAUGCACAGGCAGAAAAACGGUCUGCUGCCAGUGAAUUAGAUGAUAUGAUUACAAAGAACAAGAAUUUAGAAAAGAGUAUCCAAGAUCUCAAAGAUGAGAAAGUGAAAACUAAUUCUGAAUUUGAAGAAACAAAUAAAAAGAUUGAAGAAUUAAAAUUAAGUAUUGACAAGAAGAGUCAAAUUGUUAACGAUGCAGAAAUGGAGAAAAUGGCAUUGCUGUCAUCUCGUGACAAUAUUAAAAAAGAAUUAAGUCAAGUUCAAGAUCAAGCAAAACAAGACGUGGACAAAUUGAAAUCACAAAUUGAAGUUUUACAAUCACAAAUUGAAACUUUACAAUCACAAGCAGCUUCAACCGAUGACAUUGGAAUUCAACUUGAGACUAAAGUUUUGGAAUAUGAACGUUUGAAUUUGGAAUUUGUAGAAUUUAAGGAGGAAGUCACUAAAAUCCGGUCAGAAAAUGAAGAAUUAAAGAAUAAACAACAAAUUAAUGAACUUCGAGCUAACGUAAAUGAAGUUGAUAACAAAGAAUAUGAGAAAAAAAUAGAAGCAUUCAAACAACAGAUUACUGAACUUCAAACGAAUGUAAAUGAAGUUACGAAUGAAAAUUUAAAACUUACUGACGAAAAUAAAAAGACGAUUGUCGAUUACGAGAAAUUAAUAGAAGCACAUAAACAAGUUGAGAAUGAAUGCAUGAAAUUAAUGGAAGAACUGGAGAUUUUGCAUAGCGAACAAUUGGGAAGAAACGACUUUGCACCUUUGUCACCUCCAGCCGAAGCUAAUGACAAAGUUAAUGUAAUAAUUUCAGAUGACGCAACAACAACUAAUGCUGAUGGACCAGAAAUAUCACGCCUACAAACACUUUUAUCAGAUAAACAGAAACAAAUUGAUCGAUUGACGUCGACUCAUAAAUCGGAAACCAAAGAAUUACGUCUUAAACUCCAUGAAUUGGAGAAAGAAAAACAAAAAGAAAUUAAAACUUUACACAGAGAAGUUUCCGAAUUAGAAUCAUUAAUAGAAAGUAAAAUAUUCCGAGAGGCAGAUUUAGAGGAACAAGUAGAAAUGAAACGAAUCUCUAUUGAAAAAUUAACAGCCGAAUUGGAAUAUGCUCAAGAACAAUUGAAUGAAAUGAAAAAGUUUGAUAAAGAUCUUGGAUUUGAUUUAAGUUAUGAAAGUUCCAAGAAAGAAACGUCACCUUCAUCAAAAAUAUAUUGUGAACUUUGUGAUGAAGAAGGUCAUGAUUUAAUGAGUUGCAAAUCAGUUUUUGAUCAAGGUUCAAAUAAAAAUAAUGUAAAUAAAGAUCAAACUAAUGAAAUUAAUGUAAGCGAUUCUCAUUGUACAAAAGAUUGUCCUAAUCAAGAUGAAACUUUUUAA